GAGAAACUGAUGACGUUUCUAAUUGCUACUAGUAAGAGCAAUGAGUUUUAAAAUUCACGAGGAACCUCCGAGCGGAAUGCAUUUUUUGUGCUACCAAACGCGGUCGUGUUUGUUCUUGCCUCGGAAUUUGAUUCGAUUGGGAUACUAGUGAAAAUUGAUAGCUUCCCUGGAAUGGAAGCAUCUGGCUCGAAUGUGCCACAAUACGACGAUGAGGAGAAAGCACUGAAGGGUUUGCUCGACGCAUUUAGUUCUACAUGUUCUCUUGAUGAAAUAGCUUCUGCUUAUUGCAAGGCUGGCCGAAAUGCAGAUUUGGCUGCUGAGAUUCUGUAUGACAUGCAGGGAAGUGGCUCUACAUCUACUACCAAUGCAUCUAAUUUUGAAGUAAAGGGGGAAGAAUCUUCAGAGUCAUCCUGUGGUAACUUUUCUGAGAACUUGGGUCAAGAAAAUGGAAAUCCUAGAGCUCCAAAGCAAAAAAGUCGUCCAGUUUCUGGAGGUACUGUUUCAAGCAUUCUUGGUAAGGACUAUAUCAGGUCCACAUCAUCAUCAAAAGGGUCUUAUAGGAUGAGCAAACCAUCCAAACCGGACUCACCGGUGAUGCUGAUGUCUGAACUUCCUGAAGUUGAAGCUAAGUCAGGUUCUCCAGUAGAUGAUCCAAUGCAUUGGGACAUGGAAGAUUUUCUUUUCAAAAUGCUUGGGGAUGGGUUCAAGGUGGAUAGGAAUGUGAUCCGAGAAGUUAUUGAUUAUUGUGGACCUGAUAUGCCAAAGUGCAUGGAGAAAUUACUUGAACUAUCAGCAGCAAAUUUAGGCACAAGGAACAAUUUUGUCAGUGAAUCUACUGAAAAGAUCAUCUUACAGUUUGCAGACAAGGGUCAAAAAGCUGAAGUACCUUCACAUCAAGGAAAGCUGCAAUAUGUAAAUCAUCCUAGAAGCAAUGGAAAUGGAGCUUCAUCUAUAAAUGAAGUAGAACCACCUGGAAAAGUUGAAGAGAGAAAUGGUCUCCAGAAGGAAGUUUUGGUUGCUUUAUUUAAUGCUCCUGAGAGACAUGAUGAGUUUCCUAGAAGAACAAUAAAGGCUGUGAAGAGAUAUGCAGCACUUGAGCAAGUGGUGGAUGGACCUAUAAUAGAUGACCUAGAACACAAGAAGACUCUGACAUACUUGCAGAAAGAUAAUGAUGAUAUAGAUGAUGAGGAUAGCUACCAAGUUCUUCGUAAAGCUGUGAAGGAGUAUCGGGGCACCAUGAAGGAAUACUAUAAAGCUGCACUUGAUGCAUUUUCUGAGGGUGAUCGUGUUAAAGCAGGAAAACUUCUAGAUCAGGGACAUUUUUUUCAUGAGAAGGCUUGUGAAGCAGAUGAAGAAUCCAAUAGAAAAAUUUUUGAAUCUAGAAAUGAUGAGGCACAAGAUGAAAUGACGCUUGACUUGCAUGACCGUGGUGCCAAGGAUGCAGUACGCCUUCUGAAAUGCCAUCUUUCAUCAUUUUCAGGCAUCCCAUCAUUCAAGUCCCUUAAGGUCAUUUUAGAGACAAAGGAUGAAGAUGCCACAAAAGGAUCUCGUAGACGACUGGUUAUGAAAAUAUUGGAGAAGGAAUCCAUUGCUUGGACUGAAGAAGAAGAAAAUGCUGGAACAAUAUUAAUCCACUUGAACAGUAUCAACCGAAAACGUUUGAGUUUUGUCAAAAAAUAAUGCCCCAAAAAAAUCAUCUAUUCAUAUCAAGGUAAAAUUAUCGAUUCUUGAAAGGAUGAGCACUGUAAGCAAUUGAGGCUAUACGGUGGUAGAGGAAAAAAAUUGUUCAACAGUUUGGAGGCCUCGCGUGUUUAUUGCUGGCCAGUUCUUCGUUAGUCAUAAUUUUUAUGAAGACUUUUCUUGUUUUAGCCUUUCUGUUGUAUGUAAGCAAUGCUGCAAUGUGACGACUGUUUUAACGUGACAUUUAGUAUUUUUCAUCAAGUUUUGGCAUGUAAUUUCGUU
This is a messenger RNA of Juglans regia (Persian walnut), 1962 nucleotides long. Its product is annotated as putative nuclear RNA export factor SDE5. The record is from RefSeq and is a predicted model, not a curated record. Bases 172 to 1680 code for a protein of 502 amino acids. The transcript has 12 exons. NCBI's taxonomy places the organism in Eukaryota, Viridiplantae, Streptophyta, Magnoliopsida, Fagales, Juglandaceae.